Rotaria socialis is the source of this 519-nucleotide messenger RNA. NCBI's taxonomy places the organism in Eukaryota, Metazoa, Rotifera, Eurotatoria, Philodinida, Philodinidae. The record is from the annotation of a GenBank genome assembly.
AUGAAUUUCAUAACAAAACAAAUUGAAAAGAAAGUUGGUAUCGAUUUAAAUGGUGAUGGUGUCAUUGGUUCAGGUCGCCAGGGAUAUGGUGGUGGCUACGGACAAGCUCACGGUGCUGGAGGUGGUAUGAUGAAUCAAUUAGAAAAAGUUACACAUAUGGAUCUUAACGGCGAUGGACGUGUUGGUGGUGGUGCUGGUUAUGCCCCACCUCCUAACCAAUAUGGACCUCCUAGUUAUCCUCCGCAAUAUAAUCAAUACUGUGGUCCACCGGUUCCUCCAAAUUAUGGUGGCCCUGGUUACCCUCCGAACUAUAAUCAAUAUGGUGGUGGUUAUGCUCCACCACCAAUGAAUCAAUACGGUGCACCCGGCUAUGCACCUGCUCCAUAUCAAGGGGGUGGUAUGGGUGGUGGAUUGAUUAAUCAAUUAGAAAAAGUUACACAUAUGGAUCUCAAUGGUGAUGGUCGUGUUGGUGGCUCUGGUUAUCGCCCACCUCAAAAUCAAUAUGGUCCUCCCUAUUGA